This is a messenger RNA of Xyrichtys novacula (pearly razorfish), 3308 nucleotides long. The record is from the annotation of a GenBank genome assembly. Lineage: Eukaryota; Metazoa; Chordata; Actinopteri; Labriformes; Labridae.
AUGACGGAGUACGAGGAUCGCAGCUGUGCGUCAAAUAUGUAUCUACCGAGCUGUACUUAUUACGUUUCGACGCCCGAUUUUACAUCAGUCUCCUCCUUUUUACCGCAGACUACUUCGUGUCAGAUAAAUUUCCCCUAUUCUCCAAACAUAGCGCCGGUCCAGCCUGUCCGAGAGGUCGCGUUCAGGGAUUAUGGACUGGACCAUCCAAGCAAAUGGCACUACAGGGGCAAUUACGCGUCCUACUACUCAGCGGACGAGAUAAUGCACCGGGACUUGAUCCAGUCCUCCACCAGCAGCAGUGGUAGCAGGGCGGACGUGAUUUUCAAAAACGAGUCCUUGUACGGCCACCACGGAGGCGCGAGCUCGCCGUGUAGCUUUUUCCCGGGGGUCGGUCGGAACGGGGUUCUCCCCCAAGCCUUCGACCAGUUUUUGGACACUCCUAACUCCUCAGAGAAGCCCAGCGCGGAGCCCCCCAAACAAAAGACAGACUCUGCUGCGAAUAACAAUCAGGCUGAGACCAAACUGGAGCAAAACAAAGCGGACCCGAGCGCGGACGAGGACUGCUCAUCCUCCAACUGUGGGGACAAAAACAACCAACAGUGUAAGUGUUUCUCCUCUUUGUCUUGUUUUUAAGGUGUGCAGAGGAGACAAUAGAGAGAGUCCUCUUUAUACUGUGUCCAGUAUCGUGGCAGUGCAGGGUUAUGUGCCUCUUUAUAAGCAUGCAAAAGCUUUUAUAUCCCUAUAAGAUCUGCUUUACGCUUGUAAAGGCAUUUACUAUGGGAAACUGUUAUGUUUAAAGAUUGCCUUGUGUCUAAUAACUAUGCUGUGGUGCUGGAAUUGAUUCGUAUUGAUAGGGAAUAAGAGAGGUCAGGAAAGCCUUUUAUUAAUGAGUUUUUAACGCUUUAUAGCUAGUGUUAUAAGUUUUGUAGAAAAUGGCAAUAAACGAUAUAGCCAAAAAUUUCCAAAUUUUGCAUAAAAAUCUGUGCAAUGUGGUUUAAUUUUACUGCAGAUUGUUCGCUUGUUGUCUUCUUAUUCUGUGUGUUUGCGUUUCUGUAGGCCUGUCUGUCAGAGAAGGGCCUUUGUGCACAAACAAAUGCAUCACUCAAUCUAUCUGUAGACAUUUACAAAACCUAAAAAAAACAAAUAUUUUAACCUCAUGUUUUGUUUUUAAAGAAUAAAAUGUCCUAAUUUGUGUUUCUUUGUGCAGGUUCAUCCACCAAGUCCAGGAAGAAGAGGUGUCCUUACUCCAAAUUCCAGAUCCGAGAACUUGAACGAGAGUUUUUCUUCAACGUUUACAUUAACAAAGAGAAGCGUCUGCAGCUGUCCCGGAUGUUAAACCUGUCCGAUCGGCAGGUGAAGAUUUGGUUUCAGAACAGAAGAAUGAAAGAGAAAAAGCUCAACCGCGACCGUCUACAGUAUUUCACAGGGAAUCCUUUAUUCUGAUACCACACACACACACACACACACACACACACACACACACGGUAGAAAAAGGAGUUGCCCUCACACACACACACAUACACACACACAUCCUAAAGACUUAAACCCUGUGUAUAUCUGAAUCUUGAUCUUCAUGUUUAAAAUGUAUUUACAAAGAUUUAAUCUUUGGGAAACCACAAUUUUUGGAAGAAAUUCCUGCAUUUAUUUAUUUGUCUUCACCUUUUGCGCCAUAUUUGCAGAAAAUGUUCCAGUCAAGCGCGCGCGCUGUGCUUUGAAAUCCUUUAUAUAAGGUCUAUAUAGGCUUCCUUCUUGUGUAAUAAUGUCAAUUUUACGAGACGCAUGUAGCGAAUGCACGCUGUGCUGUGAUAUUAAAAUAGUCCCAACAAAUGUUGUAUUAUAGUCACGAAACUUGUCACAUGAACUUAACCAAGUCCUGCAGAAAUAACUCCAGAAAAAAGGGGGAUUUUCACCUCCUAGAGCUUUAUGAAAGGAGAAAUUUGACGCUCGCAGGCCUGUAUGUCCCCCUAAUUUCCUUUGCUUUCAAACACUGGGCUGUUUACUAAACCUUGAACCGUCUAGACAGUACAAUAAACCUAGCUGUAAAUGUCUAAAUAGGGGGCUAUUGGACUUUGCUGUCCCAACCCCCAGACCACAAGAGGACUGGUUUUCCUUCCUGCCUCGGACUAGUUUAGCGCCAGGCAACAAUUUUUUGGACAAUUUAAGAGUUUUUUUUUCCUGCUGCUUUGGUUUUGAUUUAGCUCCAUUUUGGCUUCUUGCAGCACUGUGUUCGCACUGUAAACUGGGAGAUAAUGAAGGAUAUUCAAACGUGGAGCGCCAUGUGAGGAAAAAAAUAGGUAAUUUCCAACGUCAGUCUGUUGUUCUUGUAUUCUCAGUUGGCUUUGUAUAGUUUCUGUGCAUCAGAUUCUGCUUGAAAAUCAGAGACUUGUCGUUGUUACCAAAAUAAAAGCACGUUUCCAUCUUUAAUUGAUGCAGGUGAAACGUGCCUGUCUUUGUUCUGCUCUGCUAACCUGUGUGUAGGUUGAAUAAUUUAUCUGUAAGCCAGGCUCUGUCUUGGUAAUCUUGAUCUCUGUGCUACUUUUGUCUCCAUUAAAAGGACAGAGUAAAUAAAUGCAUUGAUCCCUCACAAACAGCCGUUUUAUUGAUCAAUCCUGUGGGUAGAAUUUGCGCGUAAACUCGGCGCACCAAUAACUACUCUCCUUGUUUGAGCUUCUUUAUGAAAGAAGGGGAAAAAAAGAGUUUGAGGUUUAUUUUUCCUUAAUUUGAAAUGUGUCACAUGUACAGUUAUUUCCCAAAAAGGCAGUCCGAUAACUGAGGCUUCAUUAAGCGUUUAAUUGGUUUGCCAUCAUGUCCUGCAGUGAGAGGACAUUACCCACUGUGUGGAGAUACUCGCUGUAUCCACAUGAGGGCACACUUGCUGCUUCCACUGUGAGGAGGAAUUCUCACUUCAGCCAAAUUGAACAGCAUUUAAAUCAGUCAACCCUAGGACUUAUCUGUUCAGCGUGGGGUGCAUUCAUAUUAGUAUUUUGAUCCCAAUGGCACCCCGUAGAACAAACAAUGCUGCGUUUCCAGCAGAGACUUGAUUCCAGGAGUAUCCAGGGUUGCUUUAUAUCCAAACGCAACAAUUGAGCAGGGAGUAGCUUCUUGGUAGUACACAUGCACAAGAAAAAUACCUAUAGACAUUUUCUGCUCACUUCGUGUCUUAUUAAAAUGCUGCCAGUCCUGCAUUCCUCCUUAUUAUAUGACAGUCGUGUGUGUGUUUUUCAAAGGAAAACACUCUAUUCUUCUUCGAUCCACCCGAAUCUUUACGAACAGACGUUGAUAUUUACACGAAGGCCACGCAGGCUUAA